Messenger RNA from Myripristis murdjan (pinecone soldierfish), 5544 nucleotides. It is a transcript of the gene slit3, whose product is annotated as slit homolog 3 (Drosophila). Gene Ontology annotation, molecular function: heparin binding; calcium ion binding; Roundabout binding. NCBI's taxonomy places the organism in Eukaryota, Metazoa, Chordata, Actinopteri, Holocentriformes, Holocentridae. The record is from RefSeq and is a predicted model, not a curated record. Gene Ontology annotation, biological process: axon guidance; negative chemotaxis. The coding region runs from base 621 to 5237 and encodes 1538 amino acids. The transcript is spliced from 38 exons.
AUGUGUAUGCCUCACUCUCACAACCUCCAGGCGUACCAGUCUGUGCUGCGCCUCUGCUCUCUCAACUUUUGUGAUUGCAACUACUCUACACCUCUUACUUUUUUUUAUUCCUCUGGCAGUGGAGUGAUGUUCCCUAGAAGGAGGUUACACCCCAGCUGAACAUUUUCACCUUACCAAGUUUAGGCGUCGGGCUAAUAACUUAUUUUUUUGGAGCGAGUUUUUGAAUGGGGACUUUUGGGGAGACUUUUACGCACCGAGCUGAGUGACGCACGGCUGAAAUCUUUUGAAAGAAAAGUUUUCCCUACAAAGCCUCACAUCCCAAACUUCAUUUUCGUCCCUUUCUUCCCUUUUUCUUCAAUGGCAGGGGAGCGUUUUGAGGAGACUGCGACUUAUCUGCUCUCUUGAGGGAAACUUUGCCGAACUUCUGCGACAGCAAACUUAAUUUGAUUUCGACUCUCCAUUUCCCAUCACUCGUUUUUUUCCUCGUUUUAUCACACAGUCGAACAACUUCUCUCGUGGCUAUUUUUUUUUUCUUCAGGAUCCUUACUUCUAUAACGUUUAAUUUCCCCCGCGGAUUUUCUCUUGACUUUGGUUCGGCAGGAUUUGUUUUGGUGGAUAUCAUGCCUCUGACCGGACCGGGGAAGCGGGCUGCGCUCAGCCGGAUUUGGGCUCUGGUUCUCGGGUUGUUGCUGUGCGCUGCCUCGGUGGAUGGAUGCCCGCACAAGUGCAGCUGCUCCGGGUCUCAUGUGGACUGUCAGGGUCAGGGCUUUAGGACCAUACCCAAAGGAAUACCAAGGAACGCCGAGCGCCUGGAUUUGAACAGAAACAACAUCACCAGAAUCACGAAGGUGGACUUCUCUGGCGUCAAGAACCUCCGGAUUCUUCAUCUGGAAGACAACCAGAUCAGCGUUAUAGAAAGAGGAGCCUUCCAGGACCUCAAACUGCUGGAGAGACUGCGUCUGAACAGGAACAAACUCCAGUUUCUCCCGGAGCUUCUCUUCCAGUCCAACCCCAAACUGGGACGCCUAGACCUCAGUGAGAACCAGAUCCAGGCAGUUCCCAGGAAAGCUUUCAGAGGAAUCACCAAUGUCAAGAACCUGCAACUGGACAGCAACCACAUUAGCUGCAUUGAAGAUGGAGCUUUCCGAGCGCUGCGCGAUCUGGAGAUUCUCACCCUCAACAACAACAACAUCACCCUCAUCCCCCUGUCCAGCUUCAACCACAUGCCCAAGCUGCGGACACUUCGUCUGCACUCCAACAACCUCCACUGUGACUGUCACCUCUCCUGGCUCUCUGAUUGGCUCAGAGCGAGGCGGGGCUUGGCUCCCUUCACCCAGUGCAUGGCCCCCGCCCACAUGAGGGGCCUGAACGUCCCAGAUGUGCAGAAGAAAGACUUUGUCUGCAACGGUCCGGCCCAGUCGGAGGCAAGGACUUGUGUUCCACAGGUAGCCGUGUGUCCGCCCAGCUGCAGCUGCAACAACAACAUAGUGGACUGCCGGCGUAAAGGCCUCACCGACAUACCAGCCAACCUGCCUGAGGGCAUCGUGGAGAUUCGUUUGGAGCAGAACUUGAUUAAGAGUGUCCCAGCAGGAGCCUUCUCUGCCUACAAGAAGCUCAAGAGGAUUGAUUUGAGUAAGAACCAGAUUUCUGACAUUGCAGCCGAUGCGUUCAGUGGCCUUCGCUCACUCACCUCACUGGUGCUGUAUGGCAACAAGAUCACUGAGCUGCCCAAAGGAUUGUUUGAUGGACUGGUUUCCCUGCAGCUGCUGCUGCUAAACGCCAACAAAAUCAACUGCCUGAGAGUCAACACCUUCCAGGACCUGCAGAACCUCAACCUGCUCUCGCUGUACGACAACAAGCUACAGACGAUCAGCAAAGGGCUGUUCACUCCUCUCCGCUCCAUCAAGACCCUUCAUCUGGCCCAGAAUCCCUUUAUGUGUGACUGUCACCUGAAGUGGCUGGCUGACUAUCUGUUUGACAACCCCAUCGAGACGAGCGGGGCGCGCUGCAGCCACCCGAGACGGCUGGCCAACAAACGCAUCAGCCAGGUGAAAGGCAAGAAGUUCAGAUGCACAGGUCAGGAGGACUAUCGCAGUCGUCUGAGCGGGGAGUGUUUCCAGGACCUGGUGUGUCCGGAGAAAUGUCGCUGUGAAGGCACCGUGGUGGACUGCUCCAAUCUGAAACUGACCCGUUUGCCUCCACACAUCCCUGAACACACCACCGACCUGCGGCUGAACGACAAUGAGAUUGCAGUCCUGGAGGCUACAGGGACGUUUAAGAAGCUGCCCAACCUGAAGAAGAUAAACCUGAGCAACAACAAGCUGCGAGACAUCCGGGAGGGUGCGUUUGACGGGGCGGGAGGAGUUCUGGAGCUGCUGCUGACAGGGAACAAGCUCACCGGGCUGCAGGGGCGCAUGUUCAGAGGCCUCACUGGGCUGAAAACUCUGAUGCUGCGCAGCAACCAGAUCAGCUGCAUCGACAACGGCACGUUCACGGGUCUGAGCUCGGUGCGUUUGCUGUCGCUGUACGACAACCGGAUCUCCAGCAUCGCCCCGGGGGCCUUCUCCACCCUCCACUCCCUGUCCACCAUAAACCUCCUGUCCAAUCCGUACGUGUGUGACUGUCACUUGGCCUGGCUCGGUCAGUGGCUGAAGAAGACCAGGGUGGUCAGCGGAAACCCUCGCUGUCAGAAACCAGCGUUCCUGAAGGAGAUCCCCAUCCAGGACGUGGCCACCCCCGACUUUACCUGUGACGGUGCUGAGGAUAAUGGUUGUCUUCCUGCGUCUGGUUGUCCUGAUGUCUGCACGUGCUCAGAUGGCGUGGUGCGUUGCAGCAACCGAGGGCUGCACUCUCUGCCCAAGGGCAUUCCCAAGGACACCACUGAACUAUAUUUAGAGGGCAACACGCUGACCUCUGUACCGAAGGAGCUGGCAGCCCUGAAGCAGCUCUCUCUGGUGGACCUCAGCAACAACAGCAUCAGCACAUUGGCCCCGUUCACCUUUAGCAACAUGACUCAACUGGCCACUCUCAUCCUGAGUUACAACCAGAUUCGCUGUAUCCCUGUCCAUGCCUUCGACGGACUCAAGUCACUGCGUCUGCUGACUCUCCAUGGUAAUGACCUUUCAACUAUCCCAGAGGGAGCCUUCAACCACCUCACCUCUCUGUCCCACCUGGCUCUUGGUGCCAACCCACUGUACUGUAACUGUGACCUGCGCUGGCUCUCUCAGUGGGUCAAAGCUGGCUUUAAAGAGCCUGGCAUUGCUCGCUGCACUGGGCCUCCGGACAUGGCUGACAGGCUACUUCUCACCACACCGCUCAACAGAUUCCAGUGUAAAGGUCCAGUAGAUAUCAGCCUGAUGUCAAAGUGCGCCCCCUGUCUGGCAGCACCCUGUCAGAACAACGGUACCUGUAUCUCUGAUGCCACUGGAUCCUACCGCUGCACCUGUCCGUUUGGAUUCAAGGGUCAGAACUGUGAAAUACCAAUCAACGCCUGCAUUAGCUUCCCCUGCUCUAAUGGAGGAACCUGCCACAUACAGCCUGGACUCGAGGACCAGUUCAGCUGUGUGUGUCCACCAGGUUUCGAAGGCCCGCGUUGUGAGAUAAACCCCGACGACUGUGAAGACAACGACUGUGAGAACAACUCUACCUGCAUCGACGGAGUCAACAACUACACGUGCAUCUGUCCGCCCAACUACACUGGUGACCUGUGUGAAGAGGUGGUUGACCCCUGUCUCCCUGGUUUUGACCCCUGCCAGCACGACUCAAAGUGCGUCCCUGUUGGCCGCAGCUACAGGUGUGAGUGUUUACCGGGCUAUGUGGGCCAACACUGCGAGCAGGACUAUAACGACUGCCUGGAGAAUAAGUGUCAGCAUGGAGCGGAGUGUGUGGACGCUGUCAACGGGUAUACCUGCGUGUGCAAGGAAGGUUUCAGUGGGCUGUUCUGCGAGAAUCCUCCACCAAUGAUCUUGCUGCAGACGAGCCCGUGCGACCAAUCGGACUGCCAGAACGGUGCCCAGUGCCUGGUGGUUGCCGGGGAGCCCAUCUGCCGCUGCCUGCCCGGUUUCUACGGCAACAAAUGUCACAAGAUGGCCACCGUUCACUUCCUGGGUCGUGAGGCGUACGUGGAGCUGCCCGGUGCCAAGCUCCGUCCCUCCACUCACAUUUCAUUACAGGUGGCCACAGAUAAAGACAACGGCAUUCUGUUGUACAAGGAGGACCAUGACCCGCUGGCGCUCGAGCUGUACCAGGGACACAUACGCCUCAUCUACGACAUCGCCAAUUACCCACCUACCACGGUCUACAGUGUGGAGUCAGUGAAUGAUGGCCUGUUCCAUACAGUGGAGCUGCUGAUUCAGAACCAUUCGCUGAGCCUGGUGGUGGAUAACGGCACCCCCAAGAGCCUGGGCAAGCUAGCACGCCAGCCCUCUGUUGACCACAACACCCAGCUUUACAUAGGAGGUGUGCCGUCCCAGGUAGUGGCAUCAGGUCUACGGCCCGGGCCUGAACGCUCCCCUCAGGCCUUUAACGGCUGCAUUCACAAUGUUCGGGUCAACGGAGAGCCUCAAGACCUGGGCUACCGGGCGCCAGGAGGAGGGGCGGCACCACGAGCGGCCGAUGGCAAGGGUGAAGGCAUUCUCCCAGGGUGUCAUUCCUGCAGUGUGUGUGCCCAGGGUGCGUGCAGGCAGGGAGGGGAGAUGGGCAUAACAUGUGAAUGUCCGGCAGGACGCACUGGAGCCUUGUGUGAUCAGAAGACACCGCCUAGCUCCUGUCAGACCAGAUGUGUUCAUGGUCUGUGUGUGCCGAAGGGUCAGUCCUACGUGUGUCAGUGCGCUGACGGCUACCAGGGCCAGUACUGUGACCGGCGCCAGGAGCCUCCAGCCUGCAGGGGGCAGCGUUGUGGGCACGGGGAGUGUCGCGUGUCAGAGGCAGGAGAGCCGGUCUGCCACUGUCAGCCAGGCUACAGUGGCCCCGCAUGUGAAACUGAGCUGACGUGUCAGGGCGAGAUGGUGAGGGAGCAGCUGAAGCGCCACCACCCCUUGAAGACGUGCACGUCCACCAGCAAGAUUCCCCGCAUGGACUGUCCCCGAUCAUGCCAGGCCGCAGCGCCCUCUGGUGUCUGCUGCGGCGUCUCCAAGAGCCGGAGAAGGAAGGUGGUUUUCCGCUGCAGCGACGGCACCUCGUACUCCGAGGAGAUGGAAACUGCCCUGGAAUGUGGCUGCUCCAAGUGCCCUUUGUAACGGCGCCGCGCCCUGCCUCCGUUCUGUUCCUCCAUUUGUUUGUUUGUUUUGCAACACCCGCCGCUGCCAUUUUGUGACACAUCAGCGGCGCAAUCCUUUUGAGAUUUUUCCUCGCUGAUGAGCACCAUCCUUUUGUGAUUUUAUUUUAUUUUAUUUUUUUUUUUUUUAACACAAUGAUUUUGACCACCGCCAAUUUGCUGCCAAGUGAAAAUACAAGCAAAAACAGAAAAGGGACCUGUGUGUGUGUUUUUUGACAGAGAGAAAAUAUAUUGUAAGAUAUAAGUGAGAAAAAACAUAGAACUUAUUU